Phalaenopsis equestris is the source of this 1560-nucleotide messenger RNA. RefSeq lists its product as uncharacterized. The record is from RefSeq and is a predicted model, not a curated record. Lineage: Eukaryota; Viridiplantae; Streptophyta; Magnoliopsida; Asparagales; Orchidaceae.
CUAUUUCUAAGAAACCUGUGGAGUUUCUCCCUCCCAUCUCCUUGAAACCCCCUGCAUCAUCUUUACAAGCCUCCUUUGCUCUAAAAUCCAUCGGUAGGGUGAAGAUUCUUCCUUUCUUUACCCCGCUCAAUAUCUUUGCCGUUCAUCAUUUCAUCUGAUAGAUUCAGAUUUUGAAGGAUUUAAAAUUAGAGGUUCAGUCGAGCUUCAACAACUCCAACGAAGGGUAAAAACACAACUUUCCACUUUCUAAUCUUCAUCAAAAGGAGACCAAUGGAGUGUAAAGAGAGCAAAGAAAAUAUGGAACUUUUUAACAUUUCUACUGGGGGGCAGGAAGGAGAGAAAUCUGCAUGGUUGCAGAGGAGACUGGAAACUCCUUCAACCCCUGGCCGGCAACUGUUAAACUUCACCACAGGAAACCUUUAUAAGAAGAGCUUUCCUUCCAAGUGGGAUAAUGCAGAUAAGUGGCUGAUGAGUAGUAGCUCCUGCCAUGAAUCUCCUGCUGAUUUACCCAAACAUUCAGAUUCAUCAAAUUCUUCUAAACCAAAUGGGGCUCCGCUACAGAAAGCUCGAACCUUUGAGUCCUCUGCGAAGGAACAAGACCUCACUCAGACAAAAACGGCUCUCCAUCGCGUCUCUUCAAAAGCUCUCUUGAAAGAUAAAUUCACUGAUAGCACAGAGCCUGUCUUGCGAAAUUUCAAAUUCUCAGAAACAAGCAAAGGAGAGAUUUUGUUCAAGGAUUCGUUUUUCCAACCUGAGAAAAAAACUGAAACUUUAGUUUCUACGCUUCAGAGCAGAGAUGUUGGGACUGAGAUAACUCCACUCUGCAGCCUGAACACCUCGAGUUGCCACACUCCCGUGAAAUGUUCUUCUCCAGCAAGGCAUAAUACUCCUGAGUCUGGGCCUUUGGUGGCUUCCAGUACAAAAAUUAACAUUUCUGAGCUCCAUAACUUCCAUUUUGCAAAGCUUGAGCUCAGCGCUCAGUAUGAUUCUAUGCUCUGUAACUGGAGCUCGAGGGAGGAAGAGGAAGAAGAGGUAUCAAAGAGUUUGAGAUACUUUGAGAUGAAUGAUGGAGGAUUGAACACAACUGAAUCCAGAGCUUCGCUAUGGGAAAAUGAAGAGAGAGCCAAAAGCUGUAUCAGGUAUCAAAGAGAGGAAGCAAAGAUUCAAGCUUGGGUGAAUCUGCAGACUGCCAAAGCAGAAGAGAAGUCUAAAAAACUUGAGGUGAAGAUUCAGAACAUGAGAUCGAGCUUGGAGGAGAAGCUGAUGAAGAGGAUGGCAGUUGUGCACAGGAGAUCCGAGGAGUGGAGGGUGGAAGCUCGGGUGCAGCACUCGCAGCAGCUUUUAAGAGCGGGGGAGGAGGCGCGGAAGAUGAGGAUGCAGCAAAGCGCUUGUUUGGGCGACCGUUAUGUUUCAUGUGGUUGCUUUCCGAUGCAACAGUAGCCAGAUUUAAUGUAAGUGUCAUUAAUGCAAAUCACAUUUAUUUAAAGUUUUCAUUUUUUUUUUUCCUUUGUGUUUAUUAAGCAAGAUUUCUGGAUUAGGAAUGCAGAUGCUGCCGAACAA